UACUCUUCCUCAAUUCUCAACCCUUAUUCCUCUCAUAUCAAUUCAAUUCAAUUCAACACUCUACUAUCUAGGGUUUUCUGAUCCCCUCUUUGUUCUUCCCCAAUUCACGCUCUUCUUCGCAAAUUAUCAUACUUCGUACUUGGAUUUGGUACCCCGUUUGAUUUUGUUGGGCACAAGGGAAAGAGUCCUUCUGUUGACUUGUUUCUCAGCAUUAGGAAGGUCAACGGCUUAAUGUUAAGUUCUGGGAGUAACUUAAACGGCAGCAGCACAAGUGGGAUAACUUCAUCGAAUAUGCCACCUUUGCCCCAGUGUUUGCCGCUAGAUUUGAUCACUGUAGGAAAUAAAAAAUAUACGGGAGAGCUGAAGAGGGUUUUGGGUGUUUCUCCUGGAAACACCUCAGAAGACCAUUCUUUUGGAGUUCCACAUCCUAAAUUAAUGGGCCCAGGAGCCUCGGGGGAGCUAAAACACAUAAAGGAAAGUGUUCAAGAUGCCUCCAAAAAGGCUAGGGAUAGAUCAAAAAUGUUUCAGGAAUCUAUAACUAAAGUGGAUGGGUAUAUAAACUCAAAGAAGCGACAAAGGAAUGAUUUAUCAAGUGAAAGGGGAAGUGGAGUAAUGUUAACAAAGAUGGGAAGCCAGAUUCACAAAAUCCCAAAUGAUAAUAUGACUCCAAGAGAAGUCAAGACCCCAAAAUCAAUGCUGAACAAGCGAAUUCGUACGUCCGUGGCAGACAUGCGGGAGGAAAGUGGGUCUGCUUCUAUCGGAAGACAGCAGAUGCUCACUGAGAAGGAUGGAAAUCUAAUUCAGACACUUAGUGGGGGCUCUGUUCGAACUGAAGAUAAAACAUGCAGAUUACCUGCUGGAGGUGAGGGAUUAGAUAAAAAAAUAAAGAAGAGGAGGUCUGUCGGAACAGUAGGAAACAGAGUUAUAACUGGUGAGAGGGACGUAAAACGAGCUCCCUUUCCAAAUGGAAAUGCUGAUUUGAAGAUGCGAUUCAAUGAUGCUCAGGGUUUCAGAUUGAAGUCACUUCCUGGAUCUAUUGGAAUCAACAAGUCUGAGGGCUCUUCAGAGCCUAAUAUCACAGGUGUGCGUGUGAUGCUUACAGAUGAGCAAGGUGCCUCUCUUCACAGGGACAACUUAGCUGACCAGAGCGUUGUAGCAAAAGGAAACAACAGAGUAAACACUCAAGUGGAGCUAACAAGCAGCCCUAGCCCACCAAUUAAAAACAAGGUAUCUCGGGCACCAAGAACAGGUUCAGUUAGUGCGCUAGAGUUGUCUAACAUCCACUCUCCUGCCGGAAGUUUCCCAGGUUCUUCUAUACAUCCAAUGACCCAGUGGGGUGGACAAAGACCACCUAAAAAUUCACGCACACGAAGAGUGAAAGUAGUUUCUCCUGCCUCACGCAACCUUGAAGUUCAGGUCUCAUCUGAAGGCUGUCUAACUUCUGAUUUCAAUGUUAAAGCUUCUUCUGUUGGCAACAAUGGGUUCCAACUAGCUAGCAGUGUAGACAACAGUACACCAAAAUAUAAAAGAGCACCAGAUGAUAUUUUGUCUCCCUUUGGAUUAUCUGAAAGUGAAGAAUCUGGUGCUGGCGAAAACAAAAUAAAAGAGAAAGGGGUGAAUGCCAGUGACUUUGCUUUGGCUGCUGAUAGGGAUGGAUCUCCUAUGUUACAAAUGAGGAAGAAUAAAAUGCCAAGAGAUGAAUCAGGAGAUGGUAUGCAGAGACAAGGAAGACCUGGAAGGAAUUUAUCGUCAAUAAGACCAGGCCUUCCGUUAGGGAGGGAGAAGUCUGAGAAUGUACCUAUACUGAAGCCAGUUCAGGAAACAAGUCCUAAUGAUAAGAAUAAAACCAAAUAUGGGCGCCCUCCUUCAAAAAAGCAGAAAGAACGCAAGGUUUUGACUCGUGUAGGGAAGCGACUGAACAUUGGUUCUCCUGAUUUUGGAGGUAGUGGGGUAUCGGAUGAUGAUCGCGAAGAAUUGUAUAAAGCUGCUAAUGCUGCUCUUAAUGCAAGCACUUUUGCUUCAGGUCCAUUUUGGAGUAAAAUGGAGUGUAUUUUUACUCCCAUCAGCUCAGAUAAUGCAUCUUUUGUGAAGGAACAGCUCAAUAUUGCUGACGAUUUGGAGAAAAGUUCAUCUCAUAUGUUUGCCAUUGAUCAUGAUAUGUUGGGUGUUGUUAUAAAUAAUAAAACCACUCAAGGUUCACAGGGUAGAAGGAGAAACCACUUUGAUGAACCCAAGUCGGAGGCUGUAGGUGGGAGGAAUGACAAGGUUACCCCAUUAUUCCAAAGACUUCUUUGUGCUCUUAUUGAAGAAGACGAAAAUGAAGAAUCAUACCAGCAAAGUGAAGCAAAGAAUAUAUCUAGACAGUGUGCUAGUGAUGAUUCUCACUGUGGUUCUUGUAAUCAAGUCGAUUUUGAACCGAAAGACCGGGAUAGAAUGGAAUCUGAAGUUGAAUCGGAGGUGGAUUUCCAUAUUCAGAAGAAUUGCAUAUUGGACAGACUAUCUUGCGAUAAGAGUACUGCAUCGAACACAUUUAGGUACCCAGACACAUCCAGUCCUUUACAAAGCCCCGGAGUUUGGCAGGGAGAUGAAGAAUUGUCCAUCUCUGAUAUCACUCACACCAGUGAAAUAUGUUCAAAUGAUCUUGAUCAACUGCAACCCGAAAUAAAUAAUCCUAGUUUUCCUUCUCCUGAUGGUGACUAUCAGCUUAUGUCUCUGGAUGAUAGGCUGCUGCUUGAGUUGCAGAGCAUUGGUUUAUAUCCAGAAAUAAUGCCUGAUUUAGCAGAGCAAGAUGAAGUUAUAAUUCAAGAUAUUGUGGAACUUGAGAAAGCUCUAUAUGAACAGAAUGGAAGGAAGAAGAGAAACUUGGACAAAAUUGAUGGAGCUAUUCUCACAGGGAGGGACAUGGAAAAACGGAAGGUUGAGCAAGCUGCAUUUGACCAACUUACUGAAAUGGCUUACAGAAAGAGAUUGGCAUGCCGUGAAAGCAGAAAUUCAAAAAGCGCUGUUCAGAAGGUUUCAACACAAUUUGCUUUGGCUUUUAUUAAACGUACUCUUGCCAGAUGUAGAAGAUAUGAAGAAGCUGGUGUUAGCUGCUUUAGUGAACCGACUCUGCAAAAUAUAAUGUUUUCCCCUCAUUCACGCGAGAAUGGUGCCCGACAGGCAGAUUGCAUUGUUUCUGGCACAGCCAGUAAUACAUGUAGCAAAGCUUUGCAUCAAAUUGAAGCGAGAAAAUUAGGUGCUGUUUCGAGUGCUUCUGAGAAAUAUGAUGGUCAGCUGGAUUAUGCAGACAGGGGACUGGUUGAUUCUUUUCAAAGUUCAAUCCACUCAUCAGAACAAUUGUUAUCCCAGAAUGGGUCUGUGAUGAUCAAGGAGAAGAAGAGGGAAAUGCUGGUCAAUGGUGUCGUCAAUGGUUCUUCAAGAACAUCAAAUCUUGAUGGUGCUGUUCCUAUUGGAGUCAAAGGAAAGAGAAGUGAGAGGGAUAGAAAUCAGACCCGGGAUCAGUCCAGACCAAAUUCUAAUUCCAGAGCUGGUUGCCUGUCAUUGGACAGUAACAAAAAUGAGAACAAGCCAAAAGCUAAGCCCAAGCAAAAGAGUACUGCUGCUGGAAAUGAUAGAUUCAUGGAAGCAAAGGAAUCUGUGUGUAUACCUAUUUAUGAUUCUAGUCUAUCUGUGGCUAAUGCAAGAAACAAUGGCAGUAAAGACGGGGCAUCAUUAUCUGCUAACCAGAACACUUCUCAAGGAAAGGAAUCCACUGACUUGGAGAAUUUGCCACUACCUGAUUUAAGUUCAAUAGACGAAUUUGGUGUAUCUGGUGAACUUGACGGGCCGCAAGAUCUUGGUUCUUGGCUGAACUUUGAUGACGAUGGUUUGCAAGAACAUGAUUGUAUUAUGGGCCUUGAAAUUCCAAUGGACGACCUAUCGGAAUUGAAUAUGCUUAUGUGAAGGAAUGGAACUUGUAAAUUGUACCUAUGGAACAUCUCUAUCAAAAGGAGAAUUCACAUGGAUUCGGUGAACCUGGUGGGCAUCAAGACCGUGAUGUAACCUGGGUUUCUUGGAGUGGAGAAAUUUUGGUGGUUAGGAUCAGAAUUUUGAUCCAAUUGUUUGGUAAAACAACCAAGUUGGUAUUUUCGUUGAAAGUUGUAUAUAGGAAAUAGUUCAGAAGAUCUGCUGCAGUCAUAGAUUUUAUGACAUCGCUUCCAGAUCCCUUUCUUAUUAUCAAUCUCCAUAAUUUAAUUGGUUUUACUGUGCAGUCAUAGAUUUCGUGAGAUUGCUUCAAAAGAUCUGCAUUUUUGAAUCUAAUUGGUUUCACUGUGCCAAAGUCAUGCCCUUGGAAUGCAAUUUUUUGGGAAAUUACAACUGCAUAAUCUUUAGAAAUAAAUAAGCUAUGCCAUUCGUUUAGUUAAAAGGUGCCUAAAGGAUGGCUUUUUUGCCCAUGUUAUUACUUAAGUUGCCAUGCAAUCUAAAUUACUUUUGAUUCGAA
This is a messenger RNA of Medicago truncatula (barrel medic), 4480 nucleotides long. RefSeq lists its product as uncharacterized. The transcript is spliced from 17 exons. Lineage: Eukaryota; Viridiplantae; Streptophyta; Magnoliopsida; Fabales; Fabaceae. The coding region runs from base 232 to 3942 and encodes 1236 amino acids. The record is from RefSeq and is a predicted model, not a curated record.